Molecule: messenger RNA, 1630 nt
Organism: Theobroma umbraticum
Lineage: Eukaryota; Viridiplantae; Streptophyta; Magnoliopsida; Malvales; Malvaceae
Product: N-acetylglucosaminylphosphatidylinositol de-N-acetylase family protein
Cellular component (GO): endoplasmic reticulum
Molecular function (GO): N-acetylglucosaminylphosphatidylinositol deacetylase activity
Source: RefSeq, a predicted model, not a curated record
CUCCCGCAACGCCUUCCAAACUCUCUCGUUCUUUCCCUCCCCGGCGAGGCUUGUCAACGGCCGGAUUCCUUUCUAUUUUUGUAUUUUCUUUUCCUUCAUCUUUUCUUUUUUCUCUCGAGGUGGAUUCUAGAUGGGAUGGAUUUUGAUCAUCGUUUCAAUUUUAGUGGUCUGGGUAGCUUCUCUUUGCAAGAUUUUCCUUGCUCCCUCUUCCCACUCUAAACCCACAUUUUUGGAGGAUGGUCCAGCUUCUCGCAAGAGAAAUGUCUUGCUCGUAGUUGCUCACCCUGAUGAUGAGUCCAUGUUCUUUUCACCAACUAUAAGCUACCUGACUUCAAGAGGGCACAAUCUAUACCUAUUAUGCUUGUCUGUCGGUAAUGGAGAUGGCAUUGGAAGCAUUAGAAAAGAUGAGCUCUAUCGUGCUUGUGCAGUCCACAAGGUUCAACUUCAACAAGUGAAGGUUUUUGACCACCCGGAUUUGCAGGAUGGCUUUGGCCAUGUCUGGAACCAUGAUUUAUUGGCAAAGAUCAUUGAAGAGGAGGCCUACAGUCAUGGCAUUGACGUGCUUAUUACAUUUGAUGGCUAUGGUGUUUCUGGUCAUUGCAACCAUGGUGAUGUGCAUUAUGGGGUACGCAAGUUCUUGCAUGAUUCUUUACCUAGAAAUAUUGAAGCCUGGGAACUUGUGAGCAUCAACAUAUUGCGCAAGUAUAGUGGACCACUUGACAUUUGGUUGUCAAAUUUAGAUUCCAUGCGACAUCCAAGGGGUGUAAUGCAUUGCUUGCUUAAUGAGCAUCCACGGAAGAGCUUCCUUGCAAUGGCACAACACUCAAGCCAAUGGGUUUGGUUCCGCAAGCUUUUUGUUUCUUUUUCCAGUUAUACUUAUGUUAAUACUCUUAGAAAGAUAAAGUGAUUAUAGAUGGCCUUGAAGGACAAAGCUGCUUGGAGAUUUGUGCCUGUUCAUAUUUGAGGUAAUUCUCUGCAGUAACACAGGGAUUACUACUUGUUAGGUGUGCUCACUUUAAAUCUAUAUCAGCAUCGGUUAAGGUUUUACAUUUUACGAUUCUAUGUGAGCAAAUUGAGGACCAAUUUACUGGAAAACAUUCCUCUUUCACUAUUUCAAAAUUUUGAGGCCCCCUACAGAGAGUAUCACUUGUCUCUUGCAUUUGCUACAUUGUGUUAAUCGUGAUCCAAAAGGCUUGUGGUGGACUUGGUAACAUUGUUAGAUUUGUGUUUCAUUGAGUUUGUUUGUAGGUAUUAGCUAGAGUGAGCUUGGAUGAGGGGUGGUGAAUUUUUCCUACUACAAUAGUCCCAACGCAAACAUUGGGUUGCAAUUACUUUUUAUUCCUCCAUCACAAACGGUGGCUCUAUUCCUAUGCUGGUAUCAAAUAAGGAAUUUAUCCUAAGCAGUGAUGUUUGGAUGGAUAUGGGGAGGCAGCCACUCUACUAGCUCUAGUUAAUAGGCUUAUUUGUAUUCGAUUGUUUUAGACUAUACUUUUAUCAUAAAAUGUGGAUUUAUGGUGUUCUAAAAGCGAUGGCACUUGACCUUCUCCAUGUCAAACUUGUAAUAUAUUCGUGGAUUUUUGACUGCCAGGGUUUUGGUAUCAAAUCACAAAUUUCUUUUCCCUUGGCCUAA